AUGGAGGUCAAUAAUUCAUCUACAGCACAUGUGGUGAGUAGUGGCCCAGAACUUACUCAUCACGACCAUCACAAGUGGCAACAACAACAACAACAACAACAACAACAGCAGCAGCAGCAGCAACAACAACAAGUACAGCAACAGCAACAGCAAACUCAUUCACAUCACCAAUUACAUCAUCUUUCAAAGGACAUGUCUAACGCCCAGCUUCCGCCAAAUAACGCUAGUGCUGAUACACAUCAGUCACUGCAAAAUCCACUCUUUGAACCCCAUCUGUCCACAAAUACACUUCACAGAGUGACUUUCCUUGACUCUGGGAAACCCCUCACAAAGGCUGAUGUAAACAAGGAACAAGAUUGCGCCCCGAAUCAUCCACCAAUAACAUCACUUACAAAUGACGUGAUGCCAACUGAAUCUUCCACAACGACAAAUCAGCUCACGGGAAGAAAAGCAGCUCGAUCUUUACGAAUAUUCAGAAACAUAGGUCAAGAUGGAGCGACUAUGGAGGAAGAAGUACCCAACGAGGGUAACAAUCAAGUAAAGUCAUCAUCAUUGGCAGAACAACUAGGUGCAACGGAGACUGAACUCGAGCCGGUAUCAUCUGCAACUUAUAUUCCUCAUACUCCAGCAACAUUGGAACACAAUCGUGCCAAUUUGGAUGAAGUUGUGCCUCAUGAAAUUCCUUCAUCUGUCGCACCAGUGUUGGCUGUGCGGCCUCAACACUUGACUGCUAAUUUGGAAUUUGAUCACGGCCUCAACGGCGACAUCACCAAGAUAAUCUCCAUAUUGGAUCAAAAUAAAGCUUCUGAGAGUGAUGCUGAGAAUAAUGGUUUUGCUUCGCCCACUGUUUCGCGCGUGUGCAGUCCCAGUAAGGAACUUUACGAAGCGGACUUAGUCAAUGAGUACCGGAAGCUAGCCGAUGACAAAGAUUUAAGUGGCUCAGGCUCGUCACCAGCAGAGACGGAAUUUCCAUUAGCUGUGGAGUUGCGACCAUUUAAGAAUAAAGUGGGUGGGCACACUGCCAUUUUCUCAUUUUCCAAGGAAGCCGUUUGCAAAGCACUCGUAAAUAGAGAAGAUAUUUUCUACGAAAGUAUUGAAAUCCAUCACCCCGAACUUUUGAAAUUUAUGCCAAGGUAUAUUGGCGUUUUAAAUGUGCGAUAUUCUAGUUUAAUCAAGGAGAAUGACGACAUUGUGGAGGUUACAUUGGACGACAAUGUCGAGCAACAAGAUCUGAAUUUUAAUGAAGCGCAAAAACUACGCCGCAAAUCAGGAGAGGAUAUACCCCCUGAAGUUGUUUUAGACGACAAUAUACACAUCAUACCGGAGACCUUGUGGAAACAUUAUUCAGAGUCCAUGCCAUCGCCUAAAUCGUCGCUUAUAAACAGUCCCAAACAAAGUCCAAUUCCAAGUUUAACCAAUUCCCCUUCACAGCGGCCAAAUCCGGGAUCAACGUUGGUCAAUACGGAAUUGCAAUGUCAAGUUUUACAAGAAGUCUUCCAACCAUUGAGACUCCAUGAUGAGUUUUUUGAGAUGGAUGAGGAUAGAGAGGUGGGUGUGCAUCAUCAACGCACUUUUUCUCAACCAAGUGAAGACCAAGUGUUGCUACGCAAGCACACUCGAUUUGAACGCUUUAUCUUGCUUGAAGAUUUAACAUCCCACAUGAAGAGACCUUGUGUUUUAGAUUUGAAGAUGGGUACAAGGCAGUAUGGUGUUGAUGCAUCUGUCAAAAAGCAACAGUCGCAAAGACAAAAAUGUUUGACAACAACGUCACGAAAAUUAGGUGUGAGAUUAUGUGGGCUCCAAAUUUUCAAGUAUAAUGACCAGAGGUUGGUUAGAGAUAAAUAUUUCGGCAGAAGAAUCAAAAUUGGAGUUCAGUUUUGCAAAGUGCUUGCGAAAUUUUUAUACAAUGGCAGAGACGUCUACUCCAUUUUACUCCGCAUCCCGCUGUUGAUCGACCAGUUGCAGGCAUUGUAUCUGAUAUUCAAGAACUUACCUGGAUAUCGCAUGUACGGGUCCCUGAUUCUUUUGAUGUACGAAGGUGGAGCUGCUGCUACUACUACUACUACUACUACUCAGAAACAAGAACAACCAGUCAGUGUCAAGAUUAUCGAUUUUGCUCAGUCAGUUAUAUCUGAAGAAGAAAAAGAGCAUGUCAACAUCCCACCAUCGCAUCCGAAUUUAGUGGAUUAUGGCUAUUUACGAGGAAUUCAUUCAUUAAUCUAUUAUUUUUCAAAGAUUUUCCAGAUCUUGACAAAGACAAACAUUGGUGACGUUGGAGGGAUGAACAAUUGGAUAAUGAACCAUAAGCACGAAUUGGACGCAAAUUGUCCCUGGUUGGAUGAUUAUGCUGAAGUUGAAGGUGAGAUUGAUGGUGGUGUAAAUAAUAUUGAACUUAAUGACCCAUUUAAUGUUGAUUUUACAAUUGAUGAAAAUGAUAAAAAUAUAUCUGAAUAG
Messenger RNA from Lodderomyces theae, 2454 nucleotides. It is a transcript of the gene KCS1, whose product is annotated as inositol polyphosphate kinase. Gene Ontology annotation, biological process: inositol phosphate biosynthetic process; phosphatidylinositol phosphate biosynthetic process. NCBI's taxonomy places the organism in Eukaryota, Fungi, Ascomycota, Pichiomycetes, Serinales, Debaryomycetaceae. Bases 1 to 2454 code for a protein of 817 amino acids. Gene Ontology annotation, cellular component: nucleus; cytoplasm. The record is from RefSeq and is a predicted model, not a curated record. The transcript has a single exon. Gene Ontology annotation, molecular function: inositol hexakisphosphate kinase activity.